UGCCGCAUGACCCAAGAAAAUAAUCAGGACAGAAAUCCUUACUUAUCUAUUUAAAGUUUCCCCUUUGCCGGACAUUACAUUUAAUCCUGGGUAUGGAUUAGUAACAGGUAGUGAGGAAUUACCCUUGUGAGAAUUUUUAGUUGUUGUUUCUUUAUGCAUACCACUCUGUGGUAGUGGCCGUUAAGUACGAGAGGGAUUAAGUGAACACCAUCUGGGAUAAUGGCCCUUAAUGAAAUUGACAAGUGGGACUACAGACCAAGGGAUAGAUACCUAGACCCAGGGAGUGAUAGCGAUUCAGAUAUGUCUUGGAAAGGACCACAUUCUCCAAGUUUUACCAUUCAAAGCAAUGUACCAGACUAUCAGAAGAUGCUACAGAGUCAGAUUACAUCCAGUUCAGGAUGGUCUGACAACAGAUUGGAUAGAACUUCGGACAGAUAUGGACUUCAUUCUUCACCCCACUUGACCUCAGGGUCAAGGUCAAAUGACAUUUCGUAUACAGAUAGAAGGAUGUAUCAGACAUAUCAGCCAUCAAAAUAUGGAUUAUCUGGAAGUCCUGGAUAUGAUUCUUACAUGAAUCGAGACUUUAAUGAAUUCACGACAGGACCGUUAGAAGAGACAGUUAACCCUGUAAAUUUGGAAGACCCAUUACGACCAAGUGGUUAUACGCCAUCUUCGUAUGACUUGAAAAAAUUUGAUGACGAGUUAUUUGGGCGUUCAGGAAAAAGUAAUUUUUUGGAUGGGUCAGGGGGAAACGAUAGUGAACUUAAUUUAGACACACCCAAUACUGUAAAUGAUUCCUGGAUAUCACCGCCUAUGCGUCAGACCGCUAAGUCUGAAUUACCGCCAAGUGAUUUUAAAACCCCUGUGAGACAUAAUAGAGCUGGAAUUUUAAGAGACACAUCAAAAUAUAACGAUGAAAAGUUAAAUCGAGGAAAUAUUGCAGUGCCAUCUAGUGAGACUCAAAUAACAAACAGUAACCAUAACUCUGGGUGGGCAGACAGAAAUAAUGUAGAUCACGGUAAAACAGGGCCAGCUGGCCUUGGUCAGUGGCAAAAACAACAUCAAAAUCAUAUGGCAUUCAGGAACACCGAAGCUCAGAAAUCACAAGGACUUGCUACAUUAUUUAAACAUUUAUCAGAUGACCAGUUAGGAAGUGACAAGUGGGAGUCUGUUAGAAGAGCAGCAGAUGCCAUCAUUAAUGAAAAAGACAUGAUGAUUGACAAACUGAAACUGAGGAUGAUGAGUCUAGAAGAAGAUGAUAAUAAAUAUGAAGCCAGGUUAAAAAGAGCUUUGAUUAGUGAUGUCAGUGGGGAGGAAGACGCCAUUAGAAAAAUAACGGACCUUGAUAUAGAGAAUGCAUCAUUGAAAGCUGAAAUGGCACAAAUGAAGGCAAAGAAAAAUGCAGAACUGGAUGAUUUAGAGAGAAAACUUGGAGCUGCUGAGCAUGAGAAUGAACAUUUGAAAUCUGCUAUAAGAACAAGAGUUCCUGGAAAUGAUGCAAUAGAAAAACAGAUUUCUCAACUAACCAAUGAAAGAGAGGAAUGGAAAGGUAAAUUUCUUGAUUUACGAGAGAGUCAUCAGCAGAUGAAAGGGAGGCUAGACCAGUUACAGGAUUAUCUUAGGGAUAUUCCCACCAUGGAGGAAACUGCUGCUAAUUUACAAGAAUUAAACAAUUUGAGAGAAGAAACAAAAUUCCAAAAGCAACAACUGGAACAGCUCCAAAAUAAACUUUUCAACAAUAAGAAAUUACUGUCGCAGCGAGAUUUAAAAAUUGAAGAACUACAAAAUCAAAUGGAUCAUUUGUCAGGAAAGAUGAAUGGUAUUGCAUCUGAACUAGAUAGAAUUAAAUCUGAUGGAGAAGGUGCCGUCCUCCAGAGGUGCCAGGAAGAAAUAGUUCGUCUCAAGGAGGAUAAUCAAAGACUUGCCAUAGAUUUUGAAAAGGCUAAAAAGCUGUUGGAAACAAGCCAUAGAAAAGUACGACAUAUGGAGGUCAAAUUACAGAAUGAACAGAAACAAUCUAAAGGGAGAGUACAACAGGAGGAGGAAACAGUAAUGGCACUGAGGGAAGAAAGUCGACAGAAAGAUGAACAGAUGAUGAAAAUGAAAAGAGCUUUGAAAGAGCUUGGAAGUAAAAAUCAAGAUUUAAUGGAACAGAACUUGAUAAUAAGAGAGCAGUUGAAACAUUUAGAAUAUCUGAGUACAGACGAGACACAGAAAUUACAGAGACGAUUCACACAGGAAAUGGGAUUAUGUUUUUCUGAGCUGCAAUCUUUAGUGAAUAUUUGUAUGCAGAGAGCUGAAGGACAAGAUCCAAAUAUGUCCAUGUUGUUAGGUGUUAGACCCCCUACAAACGAACAGGAGUUGGAUACGCCUGUAUCCUCUGAUGAAAAACAGACAUUAAGACAUUGGUUGUCAAAAUUACGAGAUCUCAGAUCAGAGGUGGAGAAAUUACGAGGCAUGAUCAGUAACAAAUAUGCCGAGGACAUGGGAGACAACUUAAAUUGUGCUACACAGUGAACAAGGGAGAUAACAAGUUAAAUAUAAAAAAAAUACACUACCAUCACCAAAAGAGGAAGGAAUGCUGGCUCUUAGAGAAAUUUCAUUGCUUAAAAAAGGCGGAAUUGCUGUAUUUUCGGUUAUAUUUUCAAGAAAAUUGAAGAAAAAAAAUCGUUAAAAUGCAACAAUCUGGUUGAAAAAUUGUUUGAUUGGAAAGUUUUCAAUUUUGCAGUAAGUUUCAUAUAAUACAGGUAAAUCAAGAGAAUCAAAAUAUAAAUCACUGGCUUUAAUUACUUUUAAAAAAAAUUGCUCUAAGCAAAGUACCUGGUUGAUCAAGGAAAUUAAAAAGUGAAAAAAAUGUUGAAUUUAUUGACAACCUAUUUCAACAUCUGAUAUUAAAUGAAAAUUUUAGGUGAAUUGGGUUGAACUUGUGCAAAUCAUACCUUUCAUGAAAUCAAUACCUUUGCUAUCUUGUCUAAAGUAUAUAUCAUAUAUGAAACAGCUAUAUUAUAAUUAGGUGAUGGUUCAUGCCAGCUUUAUUUUGAGUUAUUGUGCAUUGUAUAUAAUUAUAUUAUGAGGGCCGGUUACAAAUGUAUAAAUGUACAUACAAAGAAAGAGAUUAUUAAAAAAUGAUGGCUCUGUAAAUACAUUAAAAUGGUGCUAAAUAUUUCAUAUCAGCUGUCUCAAAGAGAUGACU
Mytilus californianus (California mussel) is the source of this 3193-nucleotide messenger RNA. RefSeq names its product centrosomal protein of 85 kDa-like. Gene Ontology annotation, cellular component: centrosome. The record is from RefSeq and is a predicted model, not a curated record. The transcript is spliced from 13 exons. NCBI's taxonomy places the organism in Eukaryota, Metazoa, Mollusca, Bivalvia, Mytilida, Mytilidae. Bases 220 to 2517 code for a protein of 765 amino acids.